CGACUCUCGUUCGAGUUUGCUGCCUCUGCCGACAGGUUCCGUCAGCAUGCCUCGCUUCAACUGGUGCGCGUCGGUGUUGAUGCUCGUCCUCCUCUGCCUGAGCACCGUGAAGCACGUGCGGGGGCAGAGCGCGGGAGACGAGAAGCGAGAGGUGUACUACAACCACGAGGAGAUGACCGCUUUCCUGCGCAACAUGAGCGCCAACUACCCGAACCUCACCAGGCUGUACAGCAUCGGAAAGUCCGUCCAAAACCGGGACCUGUGGGUUCUCCUCAUUAGCAGAGACCCGAACGAAGAGACUCUGCUCAAGCCCAACGUCAAAUACGUGGCCAACAUGCAUGGCAACGAGGCCGUGGGUCGCCAGCUGAUGGUCUACUUAAUCGAGCACCUGCUGACCCGGUACGACACGGACGCGUACGUGCGCCACCUGCUGGACAACACGCGCAUCCACAUCAUGCCCAGCAUGAACCCGGACGGCUUCGAGAUUUCCCAGGAGGGCGACUGCGAGAGCAUGCGCGGACGGGAGAACGCCAACCAAGUGGACUUGAAUCGCAACUUCCCGAACCGCUUCUCUACUCAGCACGAACCCGAGCAGAAUGAAACCGCGGCAGUUCGUAGCUGGAUAAGCCAGAUACCUUUUGUGCUUUCGGGAAGUAUCCACGGCGGGGUCAAGGUCGUCGCCUAUCCCUUCGACAUGUCGUCCAUAACCGAAUUUGAAGAGGACGACUCUGAGACGCUGACGCCUGACGACGACGUGUUCAAGCAUAUGGCGAAAGUGUACUCAUUCAAUCAUACCAACAUGUUCCUGGGGGCACCCUGCCCGUCGGACGGGCCUUCCUUCCCCGAUGGCAUCACCAACGGAGCAGCGUGGUACCCGUUCGAAGGCAGCAUGUCGGACUACAACUACGUCUGGGGAGGCUGCAUGGAGGUGACGUUAGAGAUCUCUUGCUGCAAGUUCCCGCCGAGACAAGAACUUCCAGGCUUUUGGGAGGAAAACAAGCAGUCCUUGCUUGCCCUUCUGGGUGAAGCCCACAGAGGCGUCCGUGGCAUUGUGACGGACGAGGAGGACAACCCCGUGGUCCAGGCGUCCCUCAAGAUUUCCAACCGCAGGAUCGGCUUCAAGACGACGUCCAAGGGAGAGUAUUGGAGGAUCCUCAGGCCCGGUAGCUACACCCUCGAGGUGUCGGCCCCCGGCUUCCACACUUCGAAGCAGGACUUCGUCGUCAUGGACCAGCAGAUCUCUAUUCUGAACGUGACGCUCAAGUCGCUACAGGCCCCCACGGACAACUUCGUGGAGUUGACGCGGCCGCAGCAGCCGGUGUCUCCGUCCAGUGCAGAGACACUCAAAAUGAGAUGAUGCGCCAAAGAUAAGAUAAAGUAGAACAACUUAUACCUGAAACGUAGGGACGUUCACGAACAAUUUGGAUUUCAUUUGGAACUACCGAAUACUACUGCAGUGCUCGAACAUUAAGCGCGUCUUUCUG
Molecule: messenger RNA, 1484 nt
Organism: Ixodes scapularis (black-legged tick)
Lineage: Eukaryota; Metazoa; Arthropoda; Arachnida; Ixodida; Ixodidae
Product: carboxypeptidase D
Exons: 9
Coding region: 47-1357 (436 amino acids)
Biological process (GO): proteolysis
Cellular component (GO): cell surface
Molecular function (GO): zinc ion binding; metallocarboxypeptidase activity
Source: RefSeq, a predicted model, not a curated record